CACACUACAAUGUUUCCACACGGACCCACUUCUAUGUUACUCUUUAAAUGCCUCGGUCUUAGCGCCGACUUGUAAAUACAGCUGUACUUUAUUUUAUACGUUUAUUUCACUUUAGUUUCAUUUGUGGUUCUUUAUAUCAAAGGGGAAGCAAUGAUGGUCCUGAGGUUUCUCCUUUUGAGACGCUUCUAGAAUCAUCCAGAAGCCAGGAUGCUCGAGAAGCCUUAUUCUGUCCCUGUGAAGUUCUCUCUCAGACAAGUGUACUACUGAAGAUGUCAGAGAAGCUGGAAGUGCUCUUGGUUGGAGAAGGAAACUUCUCCUUCUCGGUGGCUGUGUGUGAAUCCGGUGAUGCUAAGAGCAUAACCGCCUCCUGCUUACAAACCGAGCAGCAAUCCCUGGCUCAGGAGCAAGCAGCACACAACAUCCAGCUCCUCAGAGACCGAGGUUGCACGGUGCUUUUCGAGGUGGACUGCACACGUCUAAAUGAACACAAUGUCAUCCGGCACCUUGCCUACGACCGCAUCAUUUUCAAUUUUCCUCACUAUGGACGGAAAAGCGGCGUCAAGAAGAACCGCACUCUCUUAUCCAAAUUCUUCAUAAGCUGUGCUGAAGUGCUCAAGGCCGACGGAGAAGUGCAUGUGGCUUUAUGCAAUGGCCAAGGAGGCACUCCAUUUGACAACCCGAUAAGAGAAUGGCACAACAGUUGGCAGGCGGUCGCCAUGGCAGCCGAGGCUGGCCUCAUUCUCAGCGAGAUCCGUCCUUUUGAUCGCCACAGAUAUCAAGGAUACAAAUGCACGGGUUACAGGAGUCAAGAUAAAGGUUUUCGUGUGGAAGGUGGGCUGAACCAUGUUUUUACCCGGAGCUUGCCAUACACAAUGCCCAAGAAACUGAAAAUGGACACUGUAGUUGGGAAGGAGAUGGUUAGCUUUGAGCUUCCUGAGGAGUUGAGCGAAUACGUGAACAGGGAUUUCCUCAGUCGACAGUCACGCCAUCCUGUCAAACUGGUGCUGGAGCAGUUGCUCAGAGAGGUCAAAUCUUCAUGGCCUGUAUGUUCAGUGAGCGGCAACUUUCCAGAGUUGCUCAGUUGCUCCCAAGACAAACUCCAGGCAUGUGGCUCAAACCUGAGCUCCUCGGAAAUCUACUGGAUCAAGCCGAUUGACAAGGACUGUGAGCCAACCGAAGACCAGCAGUUCUCCAGUAGUAGCUAUAUGCUAAGGCCAUCUUUGUUAAUGCAUGCAGAGGAAAUUAUGCAGCGUGAGGAUUUUAGCCCCGGAACCAUCUAUGCGCUUAGUGGGUUGGUUUUUCAAAGAGCUCCCAUCACUCCAAACCGCUCCCCUGCUUACCAUCAGCUUUUUCUGAUUGCUGUUUUACCUUCUGAAUCCCAACCUGACCAGAUCCUUCAAAAUAACCUGGAGGCUCUUCUUGGUCCUUAUAAAGUCUCGUUUGAGAAGGAGGAGCUAGGUGAAGAGUGUCGAGUGAGGUUAAUUUCACAGGAACUCCACAAUUUUGGCCAAAUAACUUGCGUCCCCUAUCCUCGAUCUAAACUCCCACACUAUAAAAGCUCAAUAUUGACCUUGCUGCUAAAUCUGGAUCACCUUGUAACCCUGACCUUCUCAAUCCCUGACUGGCGCCUAAUGUGGACCUCGGACCCACGUUUCCUGGCAGGUUUUGAACCUGGUAUCCAAGUGCCUGCCACAUUUCAGCCAUUUUCGCUGUACCCACCGAGUUACACCCAUGACGUCAGUUUCUGGAUGGAGCCAGACACAUUUGACGAACUUGACUUUCACGAGGCAGUCCGCAUAGCCACGUGCGGAGCUGUAAAGGACAUACAGCUAGUAGACAGGUUCCGUCACCCCCACAUGGGACAUGCUAGCCUGUGCUACCGGUUAUCAUACCAGUCGCCAGAUCGUGCCCUGUCUCGCACCCGAGUGCUGGACCUGCAAAACCAGCUGCGCACACUGCUGCCUCUACGCUUGAACAUCACCCUGCGGUAGUCCAGGUAUUCUCGUGAAAGCGGAAACAUUACACAAGUACCUCAGUCUCAAUUAAACACAAGAUGAGCCAUACCAAUAAUGGUUACAUUAUUGGUAUGAUUUUAGAUUUGAUUUUACAUUAUUGGUAUGAUUUUAGAUUUGAUUUUAGACUUGGUCCAAAAUAUUUCAACAUCGAAUCAAACCAAUCCUUUUUCAUACUUAACACAAAUAGCCUUUUGUUUGUUUAUUUCAUUUUACAGGUCUUACUUUUUAUUACAGAGAUCAUAUUCAGGUCAAUGAACUGAUACAAGCUCAUUGGAUUAAACAAAUAUGCGUCUAAAUAAAACUAUCAUGUUUUCUUUUAAUGUUUUCAUACCAAGGCCUUAUUUCCUUAACAGAACAUUGGAGUAUUUUUCCACUUCUUGCUCUAUUUUAAAAGGACAAGCAAAACUAAUAACUUUGGUUCAUUUGCUAUUUGAUUCAUAUUUCAAGCCAUGGCUUUAAUAUAUGAUGAAAUAAUUGAUUUAAAUAAUAUUUUUAGUAGUAUUUUAGUUUUCUUUAGUCAUUACCCAGAACACAUCUUUACAUUCAAGCGGUAUUAAGUACCUUUUUAUGCUCUGGUCCACACCCAGAAUUGAUUCUGUGCUUGUUUAUUUUAUCUCUUCAUCGAAACAGAUUGUUUGCGCUAACUUGUUUUUACUGUUGCUGGAAUUGAUGCAUUAGUUAUUUCGUAGAGGCUUCUAUGUUCUAUUGAAUACCUUCUUUUGUUACUAUAACAAAAACGCAUUCGUCAGAGUGCAUGACCUCAACGUGUAUCAAGCCGGUAAUAAUCACUCGAUGUUUAUGCACCAAACCUAACGAGAACAUUGAAAUCUUUUUUAAAAAUUUUACUUAUCGACCCUUUAAUUUUCUUCUGGUUCUAAAAGUGAGUACGCUGCAUCAUGUACGCUGCAUCAUGUGACAAGUUUUAAUGACUUGAUCAUUGUUUAUUAUUUGACGAUUGGAUUAUAUUUAUGGAUCUGUUUAUGGUGAAUAUAAUACUGAAUAAAAUUUUAUAUCACUUCA
Molecule: messenger RNA, 3035 nt
Organism: Tachysurus fulvidraco (yellow catfish)
Lineage: Eukaryota; Metazoa; Chordata; Actinopteri; Siluriformes; Bagridae
Gene: fdxacb1
Product: ferredoxin-fold anticodon binding domain containing 1
Exons: 6
Coding region: 270-1991 (573 amino acids)
Biological process (GO): rRNA base methylation
Cellular component (GO): cytoplasm
Molecular function (GO): rRNA (uridine-N3-)-methyltransferase activity
Source: RefSeq, a predicted model, not a curated record